AUGCAGCGCGCCCAAGAAGAAGAAGAAGAGGACGACUCGCGCACUGCGACCGUAGGGCGCAAGCGGCCAAGAGACCAAGGCGCCGCCCCGUCCCCGCGCUCGUCGCCCGCCGCCUCGCAACAGAGGCUGGGCUCCGAGUCGCCUCCAUCUGAGCCGCGCGACACGCCCUCGCCCAACUCGCACCUGCUGCGCCCUGACCGCUCCCCCGACCCCCACCCCGACGCUUUCCCCCACAUGGCCGACGGCAAGCAGGCGCACGCCAAGGCGGCAGAGCUCAGCGGCGCCCAGGCCUCGCUGGAGGAAGCCUCGCAGCCCGCCGCCGACAAGCCUCGGAGGCAGAGUCUCAGCGCUAACGAUGACUUCAUUGCGUUCGGCGACAUUGGGGAAGAGGGCGAGGGCGAGGCGUCGACCGACGGCUCUGGGGACAGGAAUGGCGACGCAAAUGCUGCUGCCGCAGCGCUGGGCAAUAGCAAGAGGAAAAAGAAGAGGAACAGGAACAAAGAUAAGGACAAGGACAAGCCAAAGACAAUCAGCUUGUCCGCGACGCAAAAGACCAAGAUUCUGGGCUACGAAAAAGACCUUGCCGAAGAGUUCUUGCAGACUGAGCUGGACACGCUGUGGUCCGAGGCGCAAAACAAGCCCAAGGACUGCCAUGUGGCGUUAGUGCGCAUGCAGAUUCCCCAACGUGCUGGGAAGAAGGGCACACAUAACCUUGUGCCAAAAGAUCAGCUCAGAAAAAGCUUCUACAAUUGGGCUGGCACACAUGUGCACACGGAUCUAGUAGGCCUCUUUGAGGACCAGGCGGGCGAAGGCUCGCCCGAGAUCAACAUGCUGCUUUUGUUCAAGAGCCCGGAAGGCGCGUCGGAAGUGCACCAAAAAAUUGCCUCCUCCCCUCCUGUUUUCACCAUCACUGAGGAUGGGAGCACCAAGAACAUUGACAUUGCUGUAAGCGUGUCCGGAGAGGACGCAGCAAGGGAGCUGAUGUACAAGGGGGAUAGCAGCGGCAGAAUCGCCGUUCGUGCUUUCGCCUCGGGCAAGGCAGAUGUUGUGCAGUCCUUAAUUCUUAAUGGUAGUCUGAAGAUUGGAGACUACCCAGGGCUUCAAAACGAAAGGAAGAGAAAGAAGAUCAACGACAUAAAAGAGCCGAAAAAUGCCACCGCCCAAGGAUCCGCAGAGUCUUCCGCAGCCUCUGAGGGGCAACAGCAAGGGGCAUCAGGAGCACAAACGCCCGCAAGUGCGCUCUCUGGCACCGCCGCUUCGACAAGUGGUGCUCAGAACGGGGAGCAAGCUUCCGCGGAUGAGGUCAUAGACCUCACUGGGGGCGAAGAAGGCGAGUUACUUGGCCAAGCCGGCCAGAUGCUGCGCACUCAAAUGGCGGAUCUGUCAUCGGAAGAGCGUGAGCUCCAGACUCGCUACUUUGGCGCUUUGAAGGACAGUGAUUCAGUUCACUGCUUGACUUGCGGAUUGCUUGAACACAUGUCCGAGGUCUGCCCUUCGAGGAUAUGCAAGCACUGUCGGGCCGUCGACGUGCACACCUCAGGUGCAUGCCCGACGAUGAGCAAGUGCACGAAGUGCCGUGAGCGAGGCCAUCAGAAGAAAAACUGCCCUUCCAAGCUUGCGCGAUCCAGCGCGGACGGCUUCGUCUGCGAUUUGUGCAAGGAAAAAGGCCAUAUCGAGGAGGAAUGCGCUCUCUUGUGGCGCACAUUCAUCCCAGAGAAGGUCCCCAACAUCCACAAGGUAGCCAUGCUAACCGUCACAUGCUACCAAUGCGCCUCAGACAGACACUGGGGCGACGACUGCCCUAUGCGCCCGCGUAGGGCGUACUUCAACACCGACACCUUCUCCGCCAAGCAAGCCAAUAAAUACCUGAUCGACCCGCAGGCGGCGGCACAAGAGCGCAACGCCGGGGGCAUCUCGAUCAAGGGGCGCGCCGAGAACAACGUCAUCAACCUAGACAGCGACGACGAAGAUGACGCCGACAUGGCCAACUUCUAUGGCCGGAAAGCGCCCGCCCACGGUCCAGUGCGCGGCAGCAUCCGCAUCAACGCGAGCGGUGGGCGUGGUGGCAACGGCGGUGGCAACGGAGCGGCCCGCGGCCGGCCGUCUGGCAACAACGCGCCGCCCAUGGGCCGCUACGAGACGCGCAGGCCUCGCUCACGCUCCCGCUCCCCCAUGCCGCAUGGCGGUGGUGGUGGCUACGGCUACCGCCAGCGUGACGACGGCGGCGGACCGAAGUCGAAGCAGUCGGGCCGUGGCUGGCAGCCUCCACUACCGAAUGAGCCGCUGCCGCCUAUGCCGGGUGGACGGCGUGGGGGUGGUGGCGGCGGCAGAGGCCGUGGCGGUGGGCGCGGCGGGAAUGGAGGCGGACGCGGCGGCAGGGGUCGUGGGCGUGGCAGGUGA
This is a messenger RNA of Aplosporella prunicola CBS 121167, 2400 nucleotides long. RefSeq lists its product as uncharacterized. The record is from RefSeq and is a predicted model, not a curated record. Gene Ontology annotation, molecular function: zinc ion binding; nucleic acid binding. Lineage: Eukaryota; Fungi; Ascomycota; Dothideomycetes; Botryosphaeriales; Aplosporellaceae. The coding region runs from base 1 to 2400 and encodes 799 amino acids. The transcript has a single exon.